Messenger RNA from Ceratitis capitata (Mediterranean fruit fly), 1360 nucleotides. RefSeq lists its product as uncharacterized. The coding region runs from base 60 to 1298 and encodes 412 amino acids. The transcript is spliced from 5 exons. The record is from RefSeq and is a predicted model, not a curated record. Lineage: Eukaryota; Metazoa; Arthropoda; Insecta; Diptera; Tephritidae.
CCAAGCGCAACGCAAAAACAUCACAGUUGCAUUUGCCACGCCACAGUCUUUUAGUCAAGAUGAUGACGUUCGUGGGCUUAACGCUACUGCUCCUGACCGUCUUCCCAUGUGCCUACCGAGUUCACGCCGAGUGUUUGCUACAUAUUCAUGGUAACUUGCCAGUAAUCAUGAAAUCGGACAAUGCCAAUCGCGUUAUGUACGCACAAGAGUCGGGCACGGUCAGGUUGAAUGAAACGGACGAAGUGGAAGUGCAUUGCUUAACCGGCAUUUAUAUUCAAACAAAAUUAAACAGUGUCGCACAGACCGCUACGGAUGGCAGUAAGCAGUUCAAGUGUUAUAAAGGCUAUCGCCUCUAUUACCGUAAUAUGAACUCAAGCAUUUAUAAAGAUACCAAUGUGAAUGCGGUGUACAUCAGCUGUCAGUCUCCGUGGACGCCGUCACUGUACGAAAGUGGCACGAAAUUGCCGAAAUGUAACGAGUACAUGAAUUACGCGAUAGGCAUUGCUGUGCCGAAUGUGCAGGACAUCAUCUCAGCAACUAUGUGUUACGACCUCGAUGCAUUGGCACUGAAAUACGUCAAUUAUGUCGCGUAUCGUCCUAAAUACGACGAGGUCAUUCAAUUAAACAAUUCGGCUUUGAGUAAGAAUCAAUUGAUUGGUGAUUUUAAAACCAAAUUAGGCAAUCUCAACACAUACUUCUCUUUCAUGAGCCCAACAGAGUUCAACCAACAAUUCUCGCAUCUGAAGCGUACGAUACCACUACUGGAGACUUAUGACUACGAUUACGUCAGCUUGUUGCAGGGCACCCCGCUUCAGGAGGAACUCGCCGAAUUCACACACAUCUUCAAUACAAUGUGGUGGCGCAAUUUACGCAUCGGCAAUUGGCGCUUUUAUUUGGAUGCGCUGGCCGCACGUAGCAAACACAUCUCGUACCGGGUGUACAUGGGUACAACGGGUCUAAUACGUAUACCCGAUACAUCCAGUAACAAUAUAACCGCCGAAAGUGAUCAUUUGUCGGUCGAAGUCGGCAGUUUGGUUGUACUGCCGCCCGUAUAUGUUUGGUCGUACUUAAAAUCGCUAAACGACAAUGUGAAUGAAGAGUUCGUGGUCAUCGCCUACAAUUCACCAUAUUAUAAUUUGAAAAGCUCAGCGAUAUUUUGCCAUGAUAUUUGCGAUAAAAUUGAUUGGCUGCGAAUGAGUAAAUUCGGUCACACGAGGUUAAUGCCGACCUUUGGCAUCAUAUUUUGCUGUCGUCCAGAAGAGGUCGCCCACACGUUCGUGAAAUUUCCAUUGGUUUAAAAUUUUAUUAUUUAUUAAUAAGUUAUUUUACUGAUAAACAAGUAUUACAUACAUAUGUGUAA